AUGGCUGAAAAGAAGCAUGAGGAUAUCUCUCCAAACGAGUCGCUCUCAGCAGACCGGCACGAAGAAAAGAUUGGCAUCGAACGGCAAGAUGUCCUCGAUGUCCCUGCAGACCAAAAUCUGAGCACUGUCUUUGAGAACCCACUCGCCGGCAUUCCCAGAGAGAACCUGCUGAAGAAUGUGGAAGAGUUCUGCCAACAACAUGACCUGAUGGAGCACAUUGAGGUCUUCCGCAAAGGUGCCUUGAUCGCACAACGGCCCAAUGCUGUCCAAGAGAUCGACGACUUGACGGCGGAGGACAAAGAGCAAAUCGCUCGCGAGCACACUCACAAGUGGGAUCAGCCGUGGAUGCUCUACUUCCUCGUCUCCAUGUCCUCGCUGGCCGCCGCUGUGCAGGGCAUGGAUGAGUCCGUCAACAAUGGAGCUCAGGCUUUCUAUCUCGAAGAGCUGAACGUCUCCCCCUCAGACCGCUUCUCCCAGUCGAUGCAGCAGAAUCUGACAGGCUUGAUUGUCGGUGCUCCGUAUCUGGCGUGCGCUCUCCUUGGCUGCUGGCUCACUGAGCCGCUCAAUAGAGUCUUUGCUCGUCGAGGGACCAUUUUCAUCUCGUGCUUCAUUGCUGCUGUCGCAUCGAUCUGGGAAGGAGUCGCCAACAGCUGGGUGAAUUUGUUCCUGGCUCGCUUCGUGCUGGGUCUCGGCAUCGGCAGCAAGUCGUCUACAGUACCUGUGUAUACUGCAGAAUGUGCUCCUGCUCCGAUCAGAGGUGCUCUCGUCAUGCAGUGGCAGAUGUGGACCGCAUUCGGUAUCAUGAUGGGUAAUAUCAUGGGCGUCGCUUUCGGAGGCCUCCGCCCUGAUCUCGCCUGGCGUCUCAUCCUUGGCUCUACGGUCGUGCUUCCGGUAGUCGUCUGCGCUCAAAUCUACUUCUGCCCCGAAAGUCCACGUUGGCUCCUCCAACACGGCAAGAUCAAGCAAGCCUUCAAAGCCUUCCGCAUUCUUCGCAAAUCAGACCUCCAAGCAGCGAGAGACCUCUAUUACACUCACGUUGGAGUCGAGAUCGAGGCCAAGAUCAACACGGGCAAGAACUUGUUCACGAUGUUCUGGGAGUUGUUCAGCAUCCCUCGCAAUCGACGUGCGACUUGGGCGACGUGGAUUGUUAUGUUUGGACAGCAGUUCUGUGGUGUGAAUGUGAUCGCCUACUACAGCACCACCAUCUUCGAAGACGCCGGUUACGGUCGUAGCAGCGCUCUCCUCGUCGCCAUGGGCACCGGAAUCCUCAACUGGGUUUUCGCUCUUCCCGCCUUCUUCACCAUCGACACCUUCGGACGUCGGCCCUUGCUUCUCAUAACAUAUCCCUUCCUGUGCAUAACGCUGCUCUGGACGGGGCUCAGCUUCUUGAUCCCUUCGACCCAAGUUACCGCGCGGACUGCUAUGAUCACGACGGGCAUGUAUCUCUUCGAGGUGUUCUAUAGUCCCGGCAUGGGUCCGGUUCCGUUCUCGUACUCGGCUGAGGCUUUUCCGAUGCAUGUGAGGGAUGUGGGGAUGUCGUGGGCAACGGCGACGACGUGGUGUUUCAACUUCAUUUUAUCCUUCACCUGGCCAUCUCUCGUAGGAGCCUUCAAACCCGAAGGUGCAUUUGGAUGGUACGCAGCCUGGUGUCUCAUCCUCUGGGUGCUGGUCUUGCUCUUCAUGCCAGAGACUAAAGCACUAACUCUCGAGGAGCUUGAUCAAGUCUUCAGCGUGCCAACGUGGAAGCAUUCCAGGUAUCAGCUGAAGGCGGCCUCGCGGUUCAUUAAACGAUUUGUCCUGUUUCAGAAGAACGUGGAGCCGUUGCCACCUUUGUAUCAGGGUGCUGAGAAUCUGAAUGAGUCCUGA
Molecule: messenger RNA, 1866 nt
Organism: Zasmidium cellare ATCC 36951
Lineage: Eukaryota; Fungi; Ascomycota; Dothideomycetes; Mycosphaerellales; Mycosphaerellaceae
Exons: 8
Coding region: 1-1866 (621 amino acids)
Biological process (GO): transmembrane transport
Cellular component (GO): membrane
Molecular function (GO): myo-inositol:proton symporter activity
Source: RefSeq, a predicted model, not a curated record